Molecule: messenger RNA, 2130 nt
Organism: Rubroshorea leprosula
Lineage: Eukaryota; Viridiplantae; Streptophyta; Magnoliopsida; Malvales; Dipterocarpaceae
Source: the annotation of a GenBank genome assembly
CCCUUUGAACGGCAGCUACCGUCUCUUUUCAUUCUUUCUCCUCUUUUCUAACGUCGGAAUUCAGAAUUCCCCGGAGUUCCAUUUCUGGAGAAUCGAAACGGAACGAAACCAGAACGAAUUGGAGAACUUCAAUUGGCGCCAUAGUAACAUCGAGGCAGCGUCGGAGGAGCUCUAUCAGGGACUCCCCUAAGUGCGAGAGGAUGGAGGGUGCUGGCAGUUGGGAAGCUCUCGAAUGGACCAAAACUGAGCCGGUUACGAGGUCUGUUUCGCAUCUGAAUUUAGACUGCUUGCUUGAAGCUGAGCGCGUCAUAGUGGAGGGGUACGGUGUUGUUCUUGUUAACAUUAAUGUGGCUGGUACCUUAUUUGUUACCAACUUUCGUCUACUCUUCCUGAGUGAAGGAACCAGAAAUAUUGUUCCGCUCGGGACUAUUCCACUGGCUACCAUUGAGAAGUUCAACAAAAUGGCAGUAAAGAUUCAAUCAACUCCUCGUAAUACUGACAAAGCUUCGCCACAAAGGCUUCUUCAGGUCACUGGCAAAGAUAUGAGAAUUAUAGUGUUUGGUUUUCGCCCUUGGACAAAGCAGAGACGUGCCAUCUUUGAUGCAUUAGUGCGUUGUACAAAGCCAGAAAGAAUUUGGGAUCUUUAUGCUUUCACAUGUGGACCUUCCAAAUUCAGUAACACAAACCCAAAGGUGCGAUUACUGAAUGAGUAUUUCCGUCUCCUCGGAAGAGGUUUCCAUCACGCUUCAAAGAGUAUGAUUGAAGAUGAGUCAUUUACCUUUUCUAAUGACUUGUGGAGAAUAAGUGAUAGAAAUUCCAACUAUACAAUGUGCCAAAGUUAUCCAUUUGCCUUGGUUAUUCCAAAAAGCAUUAGUGAUGAAGAAGUAUUCCAGGCCUCCACCUUUCGUGCAAGGUGUCGGAUACCUGUUGUUUCAUGGUGUCAUCCAGAAAAUGGAGCAGUUCUUGCACGCUCAUCCCAGCCUUUAGUUGGUAUUAUGAUGAAUACGAGGAGUAACGCUGAUGAAAAGCUUGUAGCUGCACUUUGCACUCAACUUGUUGGUGGAGGGCAGUUAAGGAGGAAGCUAUACAUUGCUGAUGCAAGACCAAGGAAAAAUGCUUUGGCUAAUGGAGCCAUGGGAGGUGGCUCUGAGUCAUCUUCAAAUUAUUUUCAAUCUGAGAUAGUUUUCUUUGGGAUAGACAACAUACAUGCAAUGAGAGAGAGCUUUACUCGGCUUAGGGACUACUUAGAUACUCAUGGUGCUGCAUCAUCAGAUGGAAUGUCAUCAUUUUUGAGACACGGUGGUUGGACUUGGGGUGGGGGCAAUCUCAGCAGCAUGUCUGCUUCAGUGUCAACCCUUGGUGAUAGUGGUUGGUUGAUACAUGUUCAAAGUGUAUUGGCUGGUUCAGCUUGGAUCGCAGCCCGCAUUGCUAAGGAAUCAGCAUCAGUUCUUGUGCAUUGCAGGUUAGGCUCUUUUAUGUCACUUCUGCUCUUCACGACUCCUUGUUAAAAUAUCAAUGUUUUUUUUUUUCCCUUUAACCUUGGAGGUUUUUUGCAGUGCACCUGAGUAGAGAGUAAUUACGCCAUAAUACUUCUGUAACUCAUCAUGUUUCCUUUUUAUAAUGAAUAUAAUCUUUUAUUUAUGUAUUUGUGAAUUAGUUUUCCCGUUAUAUGGACAAGAACAAGAUACUUAGCUUGUUGAUUUACUUGUCUAUAUAUUUGUAUUCCUAACAUGUGCAUAUAUUCUUUUCUUCUAUAGUGAUGGUUGGGAUAGAACAACUCAGUUGGUUUCACUUGCAAACUUGUUGCUCGAUCCAUACUAUAGGACAUUUGCAGGUUUUCAGGCUCUUGUUGAAAAAGAUUGGCUAGCAUUUGGUCAUCCAUUUUCAGAUCGUGUGGGAAUGCCAACUGUAUCUGGUGGAACUGGUAACAUGCCAUUUGAAUUAACUAGACAGGCUCCUACUGGGAGUUUGUCAUCAUCACCCGUGCGCCAGACACCAGGUUCAUCUCAGACUCCUAGUUCCUCUCAUGCACAGAACAAUUAUUCUCCCAUUUUCUUGCAGGUAUAUUUCUUCAAACUUUCUUCAACAAUGACUUCAUUGUAAUUUGUUGUAUAAACUUGCAGUUAUAAA